This is a messenger RNA of Spodoptera frugiperda (fall armyworm), 712 nucleotides long. Its product is annotated as dynein axonemal light chain 1. Gene Ontology annotation, cellular component: cytoplasm. The transcript has 5 exons. Gene Ontology annotation, molecular function: protein kinase binding. Bases 1 to 636 code for a protein of 211 amino acids. The record is from RefSeq and is a predicted model, not a curated record. NCBI's taxonomy places the organism in Eukaryota, Metazoa, Arthropoda, Insecta, Lepidoptera, Noctuidae.
AUGGCUAAAGCUACUACAAUAAAAGAAGCUAUAAAGAAAUGGGAGGAUAAAACGGGCGACCAGGCGGCUACGGCUACCGAAGUCAGUUUAAUGUUCCAAUGGCCUCCGAUUGAAAAAAUGGACAAUACACUCGCUACUUUGACUAACUGCGAAAAACUAAGUUUAUCAACGAAUAUGAUUGAAAAGGUGACCGGAUUGAAUACUUUUAAAAAAUUACGAGUAUUGUCCUUGGGACGGAAUUAUAUUAAAUCAUUUACGGGCAUGGAAUCGUUGGGCGAUUGCUUAGAAGAAUUAUGGAUCUCAUAUAAUUUGAUUGAGAAACUGAAAGGGAUACAUGUAUUGAGGAGUUUAAAAGUAUUGUAUAUGAGCAACAACUUGGUGAAAGAAUGGAGCGAGUUCAAUAAGUUACAGGAACUCCCACACCUAGAAGACCUGUUAUUUGUUGGGAAUCCUCUAUACGAUGGUUGUGAACUAGACGCCUGGCGAUCAGAGGCUGCCCGUAGACUACCAAACCUGAAGAAAUUGGAUGGCGAGACAGUAUUGAGAGAAGAUGAGCCGCCUUUAACAGUUGCUGAUAUGCAGCCUGACUGUGGAGAUGGUGUUGAAACCUUGGUCAGCGCAGAAACCAACGAUUGAAAAAAAGAAAGAGAAAAAAAGUUUAGAACAUUUAUUGUGCAAUAUUCUUGCUUCAAUUUUACUAUUAACCGCAAUG